This is a messenger RNA of Olea europaea var. sylvestris, 2643 nucleotides long. RefSeq names its product probable ubiquitin-conjugating enzyme E2 25. The transcript has 8 exons. Bases 326 to 2461 code for a protein of 711 amino acids. Gene Ontology annotation, molecular function: ubiquitin conjugating enzyme activity. Lineage: Eukaryota; Viridiplantae; Streptophyta; Magnoliopsida; Lamiales; Oleaceae. The record is from RefSeq and is a predicted model, not a curated record.
GAGCAGCAUAGUACAGUUAGUACUUAACCGUGCGCGAACUCCAAAGGAAAGGGCUAAAUAUAUAGUGAAGAAUAUCUACUUUACUAUUUCUCUCUCUAAAAUUUUAUAGAUAGUUCCGCAGCGAAUUUCUGUGUCUAUCAUUUUGUAUCGAUAUCUAUAUAUAAUUGGUGGAGGAAUCGGAAACCUAUAAACGUGUAAUUAUCGAUUCCAAUUUUCCGAGACAAAGGAUGAGCCAUCGCUGACAAGAAAAAGGUGUUAAUUGACCAAACCGAACCCUAAUUUUGUUUUUGAGUUCUUUAUUACGAAGCCGGCACGAGCUGAUUUCAUGGAGUCACCUACGCCUGUUUCUCGAUACAUACCCCAGAAUUCCAAGAAAAGGGUAUUUCCGGGUGGGAGUUCUAGCGGGUGUCAAGAAGCGGAUGUGGUGGAAAUCCCGCCGCCGAUUAAUCGGUCUUCGAAGGCCAAAUUAUUGAAGCAAAAAGAGGUUAUUUGUCAUGAAAUAAUAGACAUAGACAUGGAUGAAGACUGUGAUGUUAUGCUUAUUGAUGGGCAAGUCGACACAAGUGGCAAAGGCAAGGAAGCUCUGCCCGACUUUUCGCUGGGUCCUAGUAGUAUAGGUACUGGUGGAUCUGGAAAUGGCAUUCAGUUGUCCAACAAUGGCUCUGCUGGAUUACAUAAUUCUAUUAAUGUAGAUGAUUUCAAUUCCUCCCUCUUCUACGGAGAUGAUGAGUGUAUAGAUAUGUAUUGUGAUGAUCUCAUUGAUGAAGAAUAUACAGAUUUGCAAUCACAUUUUGAUCACAUAGAUAUUCCUCCUGGGAUAGAGGCUCCACUUCCCUGGUUGCCAAGUUCUGCAGGAAAUAACAUGAAGUUAAUGACCCCAGGCACUUCAACCAACUCAACUUUGCAACUUCAAUUGAAUGAUGCCAAUCUGCCUGCCACGAAUUCGUCUCACCCAUCAUGGAAAUUGAAAAAUGCCCUAAUAAAGGGUCAAUCAACUUCAAGGAACAGUUCACAAUUCAGUACCCAAGUGCAUGCAGUCAGUCAGCCUGUGGAGUUGAAUGGGUCUUCAACUAUGUGGGAACCAGAACUGGAGAAAUUAACCACUUUAAGCAGUACACCUUAUCCAAUUUCGGAUAUCUCUAGUAGUUUGUUGAAUCUUAAACAUGGGAAGGACUCCUUACCCUCUUUUGGAAAGGGUAGGAGGAAGUCUCAUCUACCACUCCCACCAUCUGCUCCCUUCGGUUCAUACAAUCAAUUUCCUGCCAGUUCAACGUAUUUUUCCAGUAGUGUGAAGACGCCAGUUGGUAGCGGUGGUAGCUGCCCAAAAUUAAAUCCAAUGCACACACCUGGAGCUGGAAUUUUCGUGCCGAUUCCGUCGUGGAAGAAAUGGAAUAUGAAUGUGUUGGAACCUUGUCCAGUUCCUCCUGGUUUUAUAGGUGGAAGCUCAUCUGCUCCAUGGGGACAUGAUCUUGCCAAGAACCAAAAUAAUGCAUUUUCUGCAGCAACUCCAGAACCGCUCACCAUUGUGGAGAAUAGGAACUUGGAAGAAAUUCUUCAGAAUUUCAAUCAUUUUAAGCAAUUUGACACCGUUGAAAAUUGCUGUGACCACCACUACUUGAAAAAUGGUUCAUCUAUGAAACAGCCGUCAAAGGGUUGGACAAAGAGAAUACAAGAGGAAUGGAAGAUCCUGGAGAAAGAUCUGCCUGAUACCAUAUUUGUGCGGGUCUAUGAAUCCAGAAUGGAUCUUUUGAGGGCUGUAAUAGUAGGAGCAGAAGGAACUCCAUACCAUGAUGGCAUCUUUUUCUUCGACGUCUUCUUUCCUGGAAGCUAUCCCAGUGUUCCACCUCAUGUCCAUUACCACUCAGGUGGACUUCGCAUCAAUCCAAAUUUGUACAAUUGUGGCAAAGUAUGCCUGAGCCUUCUCAACACUUGGGGUGGUAGUCAGAAGGAGAAGUGGAUCCCUGGUGUAUCAACUAUGCUACAAGUUUUGGUCUCUAUACAAGGCUUAAUUUUGAAUGCUAAGCCCUAUUUUAAUGAGCCCGGAUAUGCAAAUAUGAGUGGUUCAGCAAGUGGAGAAAAGUGUUCUUUGGCAUACAAUGAAAAGACUUUUAUCUAUUCUCUCCAAACGAUGGUGUACAGUAUGAGGCGGCCACCGAAGCAUUUCGAGGACUUUGUGGUAGGGCAUUUCUGCAAGCGUUCUCGUGAUAUUCUGGUAGCAUGUAAAGCCUAUACAGAAGGCGCUCAAGUGGGUUGUCUUGUUAAAGGGGGUGUUCAAGACGUUGAUGAGGGUGAUAAGAGCUGCUCACAGGAUUUUAAGGCCAAUUUGGCAGGGUUCAUCACUACGUUAGUAAAUGCAUUUUCUCAAAUUGGCGCGAAGGACUGUCAAGAGUUCCUCUGUUUAGCACAAAAGACUAAUGUACAAGUGUCUACUGCACCUGGGGUUCAAAACUUACAUUAUUAGAUCAAUAAAAUUCCAAUUUAGACUUGGGCUACGUAUUUCGCACGAAAGACAUGUUCAUCUUGAAUUUUGUUUUUGACUUCUUAGGCUGUAUUUAAAAUUACAAAGCAGUGAAUGUUAAAUGACUUCAGGAUGCUCACCAUGCAUUUGAGUAAAUAAAAAUAUCUUAAAUAUUGUAUCUUUAA